GCGCUUCUGUUGACAACACCGGGCAAACAAUUUCAGUCGGUCGUCUCGUUGUCAUGGAGCGAUGCUUUAGUGUCAGCAGGGAUGAUUCUGCUCCUUGCACGCCACCUCCGCCUCCACCAACAUCAAAUCCUCCUCCUCAAGUUCCCCCUUCUCCUCGUCAUCCCCCUCCUAUUCCUCCCUCCUCUCCUGUGUCACCCCUGACUCCUCCUCCCCGAAAAGGAAGGCUGAGUUUUGCCGGAGCCAUGGUGGACGUCAGUAAGUGGCCCCUGUUCUCUCUGCUGAGCGCUGAGGAGCUAGCCACGGUCCGACAGGCUUGUGUCUUUGGAACCUCUGCUAAUGAAGCCAUCUACAUCACCCAUGGAAAUGAGGUAUUUGUGUUUGGCGUGAACUGCAGUAGCUGCCUUGGUACAGGAGACAGCCUGAGCACCAUUGUGCCAAAGAAACUAGACUUCCUGCGAGGGAAGAAGGUCAUCAGCCUGAGCUAUGGCAGCGGACCUCACGUCCUGUUGGCUACUGAAGAUGGACAGCUGUUUGCUUGGGGGCACAAUGGCUACAGUCAGUUGGGGAAUGGGGCAACCAACCAGGGCCUGUCCCCAGUGCUGGUCACUGCUAACCUGCAGAACAAGAAGGUGAAAGAGGUGGCGUGCGGCUCGCAUCACUCCAUGGCUCUGACUCAGGAUGGAGAGGUCUUCGCAUGGGGUUAUAACAACUGUGGCCAGAUUGGUUCCGGCUCCACAGCCAACCAGCCCUACCCUAGGAAAGUCACGGGCUGCCUGCAGGGCAAGAACGCGGUGGGCGUCGCGUGUGGUCAGACCUCCUCCAUGGCUCUGGUCGACAACGGAGAGGUGUAUGGCUGGGGCUACAAUGGCAAUGGACAGCUGGGUGUUGGUAACAAUGGAAACCAGCUGACGCCUUGCCGCCUCACUGGACUCCAAGGGCUGUGUAUUCAACAGAUUGUAUCGGGCUACGGCCACUGCCUGGCACUAACAGAUGAAGGGCUGCUGUAUGCCUGGGGAGCAAACACCUACGGUCAAUUGGGAACCGGCAACAAGACCAACCACCUCAGCCCAGUACAAAUCAUGGCUGACAAAGAAAGGAUUGUGGAGGUCGCUGCCUGCCAUUCAACACAUACCUCAGCAGCGAAGACGCAAAGUGGGCAGGUGUACAUGUGGGGUCAGUGUCGGGGUCAGUCCAUCGUCCUGCCUCACAUCACUCACUUCGCCAGCACCGACGACGUCUUCGCCUGCUUCGCCACGCCCUCUGUCAUGUGGAGGCUCAUGUCAAUGGAGCACGAUGACUUCCUGACUGUUGCCGAGGCUCUAAAGAAAGAGUUUGACAGUCCAGAAACGGCUGACCUGAAAUUCAGUGUUGACGGCAAAUGCAUUCAUGUUCACAAAGCUGUGUUGAAGAUCAGGUGUGAGCAUUUCCGAUCGAUGUUCCGCUCCCAGUGGACGGAGGAUCAGCAGGAGGUGAUAGAGAUUGGCCAGUUCUCUUACCCUGUCUACAGAUCCUUCCUGCAGUUUCUCUACACAGACACCGUCGACCUUCCUCCUGAGGACGCCAUCGGCCUGCUGGACCUGGCCACCUCUUACUGCGAAAACCGUCUGAAACGCCUGUGUCAGCAGAUCAUCAAGAGCGGUAUCACUGUGGAAAAUGCCUUCACCCUGCUGUCCGCCGCCAUACGAUACGACGCAGAGGACCUGGAAGAGUUUUGUUUCAGGUUCUGUGUCAACCAUCUGACUCAGGUGACUCAGACCGGAGCCUUCUGGCAGGUGGACGGAGCAAUGCUCAAGGAGUUCAUUAGCAGAGCUAGCCGCUGCGGAGCCUUCAAGAACUGAGUGGUACUCUUUUCAUUUUUACACAGUAUAAACUAUGAUCUGACCGAGUGGAUGUGGUUGUAGCAGCAGCGUGUCACCGCGCUGGAAAUAUCCAUUCUGAUCACAUUCCUAAAAGGAAGCAACGGUCCGGUUGAUUUUCAUAUUUACUGAGGCACAUGUUGGCACAUAAGCAGCAUCAUUGAAGAGAUUCUGGACUGGAGUUUGAGCUGCGUUAUCCACUGAUCUGAAAUCAGCACUUUGGCCAAUUCCUGUGGAGUCACUCGACAUACUCAUGGCGCUUUUUCUGUCAAACUGAACUGUAUUCUCUACAGGCUGUAUGUAUACUUGAAUUUUUGCUUCUCUUCUCGGCCAGUGCUUGCAUGUACUGAACAGUCUUCCUUUAUUUUCUGGAAAAGUUACUGUGGGAGACCAAAGACCUAGAAGGAAUAGUAAAACCAGUUCAAAGAACAGUGCGUCUUUGUUUGCUAACUGAAAAAGAUGGUUUUGUUAUAAGAGCUUAGAUAACUGAUUUACACUGGCCAGGACACUAGUACCACUGUAUUGAAACACAUCUUUGAGUUACCUCUACUUUCCAUUUCUAUCAUUUUCAGAUUGCAGUCUUUGUGUUCAGGCAAAACUACAUAUUUGAUAUGUCAAAUCUAUAAAUUUAACUUAAUUUAAAAAGCAGAGUCCCAUUUAGAGGCAUCAACAUACACAGCUGCUCCAGAUGCCACUGUGGGUUGUUAUGGGACACUUGGUUUGUUAUGUUAAUUGUUCUCUAGCUGGGAUUCUGUAUAUUUUAGAAGUUCAAUACCAUUGUGGGGUGUAUGAUAUUUUCCUUUUUUAUAUUCAAGUCUGUUUUCUGUCCAUUACGCCUGACUCAAGUUUUUGUUCUGUGGCACUUUAGGAAACUACAGUUGCUUUUUUCUUCAUAUUCAGUAAAACACUAACAGUUUCAAUAGUUUAAAACCCUGUGGAAGGAAAGACUAGAUAACUGAGUUAAAGAAUUCUGUACUAGAGCUUUUUUAAAAGCAUCAUUAAAUAUUUGAGGCACAUUACAUUACUAGAUUCCUUAAUAAUUCCUUGGUAAUUUAUUGCGUUCUUUUGUAGAUACAGGGAGAAUGCCCUGGACUGAACCUGCACAAGACACUGCAAGCUAAAGCAAUAUUAACUCUUUGAAAUGCUCUGUAGAAAUAAAUGUGUUUUUUUUUGUUCAUGUUUGCGUAUUUGCUUCGGGUUAAGAUUACCAAAAAAAAAAAAACUGCUUGCAGGUCCUAGUUUUUCCUCUCUGCUGUAUCACUGGGUGUUGUGACUAUCUAUGUAUGCUGCUGCAGGAAAUUGUUUUAGAGUAGUUGAGAUAACACCAGGUCAGCUGGCAGCGAGGCUGGUGAGAUCAGUUUCAGUUUCCUCUGUUAGGUUUCUAUUCCUUGAUGCCACGAGUAGAGCCUCUGUUUAUUAUUAAAGCACAGGAAACAAUUAUAGAUGAAUUGAGGUUAGAUUUUGACUUAAAUGGUAUGAGGAGCAGGUUUACACUUUUCUUUUUUUUUUUUAUAUGAAAAAGGACAAGCAAACUGGAAAAAAUAAAGAUGUUUUUGCUUAUUGUAUUAAGAUAAAAAUAUAUUUUUGUUAUGCUUUCUUAAGCUUUUAUUUACUUAGGACCAGUUUAUAAGUCAUGCAACAUGCUUAAAUUCAACUUACAGCAUUAUGAUGUUGGGAUUUAUAUUACUAUUCUUUUGCUGUUACAUAUCUGGGACAUGUUACUUCACUUUGUUUUCUAUUCAGUUUUGGGGCUGAUAUGUUUCUGUGAAUAAAUAAGUAACUCAUCUGA
Molecule: messenger RNA, 3645 nt
Organism: Seriola dumerili (greater amberjack)
Lineage: Eukaryota; Metazoa; Chordata; Actinopteri; Carangiformes; Carangidae
Gene: rcbtb1
Product: RCC1 and BTB domain-containing protein 1-like
Exons: 14
Coding region: 54-1838 (594 amino acids)
Molecular function (GO): protein binding
Source: RefSeq, a predicted model, not a curated record